AUGGAAAAAACUCCAAUACUUUGUUGUUGUAACAAAUCUACUCGUGAGGCCAUGGAAGCCCGCAACCCUGAGGCAGCAGAUGGCCGCAUGGAGGGCGCCUUCACCAGCCAGCAGGCCUUCACAAGGGAAGCGCCCACAGCCGCUCAGCACCGCGUGCCGCGAUUGGGGCCUAACCACCAGCCGCACGCGACCGUCGCCGCUGGCCAUGCUUUGGCACGCACCCUCAAGCGAAGGCGCUCUGACCCAGAGGCCAACGACGGCUCCUGCAACCUGCGCGACGCAGCUGCUACGCCCGGCACUGCAACGACAGCGGCUGCAGCCGGGGGCCCGACGUUCAGCAAUCUCCGUCCUGAAAACACAGGCCCUGGGCCGUCGGACGAUGUCACUGACGAUGCCGCAUCAGCAAGAGGCGGCAACGGCGGCGUCAUCACGUUAACAGCCGGGCAGGUGUGCUGCAAGGCUGCAGUCCAGCCGCCCAACCUCACCCCUCACCGUGGGGCAGCACAGCAGCAGAAUCAGAAUCAGAAGCAGCGAGGUCAACAUCGGCACACCCCCAUUCAGCGAAGCAACGCCAGCGCCGGCGGCGGCAGGGACCCUAAGCUGAGGCAGCGGCGCGAGGCGGCGGUGGCGGUGGCGGUAUCGACGGCGGCUCCUCCGCGGACCUUCCAGCUGGCGCCGCCGGAUGUGCUAGCGGCGCUGGGCAGCUUUGCCGGCGAGCUUGUGCGCACUCAGGCAUUGCCUGGCCUUCGGGCGCUACGGCCGCCGCCUACGGCCACCACCACUAGCGGCUGCAGCGGAGGUAUCGCGACCAUGGAACAGCUGCAGGCGUGGCUGGACAAGCAUUUAGCGGCGCUGUCGGCAGCGGCAGCGGGUCGCACGGCUAGGGCAGGAGCUGUGGAAGGUGCGGCAGUGCCUAAAGAGUGCGCUGUGCCGCCGCCUGCGGCGCCACGGGCAGCGGCGGCGCAACCGGCGGUAGUCCUGGACUUGCAGGGCGCCACCCUGCGGUCGGGCGGUCAGGGCGGUCAGGGCGGAUUGCAGGUCCGUGUCGUGGGCGGCAGGUGUAGCAGCAACGGCGGCAGAGCUUGCGACUGCAGUGGUCGUGAGGGUGGGGGCGCAGUCAUCAUCAUCCGCAAUGGCCGGCUCGACGCGUCCUGCAAGGUGUUGGUGGAGGGCGGUGCCCAGGUCAUUUUCCAGGAUGUGGUAAUUUCCAGGCCGUCGUGGGGCGGCACGGCAUCCGUCGCAGACGCGGCGACAGGCGCGGGAGGGACCGCGGGGGUAGCCCUAGCGGCAGCUAGCCCUGCGUCUGAGGAUGUGGAUGGUGACAUUGCCGCUGGCAGCCGUAGCAGCAGCAGUGGCGGCAACGGUGGCGGCAGUGAUGCAUCGCAGCAGGGGUGGGAUGCUGUGGUGGUUGUUCGCGGUGUCGGCAGCUAUGUACGGCUGAAGAACUGUACUGUGAUGGUUAGGGAGCAGAAGAAAGGAACGCCAGCCCAAGCGACGGGUGCGGGUGGGUUAGCAGCCAUGGCAGCAGGCAACGGCUCCAACGCAACCGCACCCGCCCUUGCUCAGCACUCAGUGCGCGCCGGUUGCGUCCUAGCCCUGGAGGGCGGCUGUGCGGAGCUGAGCGGCCGCUGCGAGAUCUCCGGCGGCCCCUACUUCGGUUUGGCAGCAGUGGGCCCCGGCAGCUGUGUCCGAGCCGAGCUGGUGACGGUGCAGGGCACAUCAAGUACGGCAGGCUUUCUGGCGGCGUACGGCGGCGAGUUGCAGGCCGUCAAGUGCUCCGCGCUGAGAUGUGGUGGUGGUGUAGGCUCUGGCGGCGGCGGCGAUACGCCCGGCAACCUGCUACUCACGGCACAGGGGUUCAUCGCCGCUGGCGUCGGAUACGCCGCCGUGGACGGCAGCCGUCUCGUCACCAGCCAAUGCGUAGCCAGUCAGUGCGCCUACAGCGGCUUCCUGGCGGCGGGGUCCGGUACGGAACUGGUCUCCAUCGGGGGAUGCCGGGCGGAGGAGAACGGCUGGGGGGGCUUCCUGUCGAUACACAGUGCCGUACUGCGUGUCGGACCGGGCUGCUGCGCCCUAUCCAACGGCUCGUUUGGCUUUGUUGCCGACAGUGGGGCGGUGCUGACGGCCGGCGAGGGCUGUACGGCAGAGGAUCAUGGUAAUGAGGGCUGGUUGGGCUCUCGGGAGGCGGUGGUGGUGGCGGGUCGGAACAGCCGGGCGGUGCGUAAUGGUGGAGGGGGAUUUGCGUCCCGGCUUGACUCGCUCUUGUUCGCGGGCGAGUGCUGCGUGGCGGAAGGCAACGGAGCCGACGGCUGGUCAGCGCAGGACAGCUCCCAACUGGUGCUGGCGGGCGGCUGCCGGGCGGUGGGGAACGGCGGCGCGGGCUUCACGGCCGUCGGGUUGGCGAGUGAGCGGCUACCCUGCGCGCGCUUGCAAGCCGGACCGAGGUGUACGGCUGAGCGGAACGCCUGGCAGGGAUUCGCUGCCGUACAGUACGGCACUGUGAUGGUGGGUGUCGGUGGAGCAGCACUCGGGAACGGCCUGGCGGGUUUCGCCGCGUCAUGUGGGGGUCGUCUGGCUGUUGACGGCGGUGGCGGGUGUGCGUCUGAGGGCAACCGGCGUCACGGGUUCUCCUGCGAUGGCUCGGACUCUCUGUUGUUGGUGGGUCCGGGUUGCAGGGCCGUUGGGAACCAGGGCUGGGGGGCGCUGGUGAGUGGCAGCGGUGCGGAGAUGAGGGUGUGCCAGGAGGGCUGGGCGGGGGAGACGCACCAGGCGGAGGGGCGGGACGACGGUUCCUCUGCGGCGUUGUUUGCUACUGGAUGUCGUGUGGUGAUGGGGGGGAGCCGCGCGCUGGGGGCGCUGAAGCUUUGGGUUGCCUUCGGCAUUGCGGCGCUAUCACAAAUUGCCUGA
Volvox carteri f. nagariensis is the source of this 2907-nucleotide messenger RNA. RefSeq lists its product as uncharacterized. The record is from RefSeq and is a predicted model, not a curated record. Bases 1 to 2907 code for a protein of 968 amino acids. The transcript is spliced from 7 exons. Lineage: Eukaryota; Viridiplantae; Chlorophyta; Chlorophyceae; Chlamydomonadales; Volvocaceae.